Messenger RNA from Peromyscus maniculatus bairdii (prairie deer mouse), 2188 nucleotides. RefSeq names its product RIO kinase 1 (gene Riok1). Gene Ontology annotation, molecular function: ATP binding; protein serine/threonine kinase activity. NCBI's taxonomy places the organism in Eukaryota, Metazoa, Chordata, Mammalia, Rodentia, Cricetidae. The record is from RefSeq and is a predicted model, not a curated record.
GCCGGGAGGGCACUACGGCAUGGAGCGGAACUUCUCGUGACGCACUUCCGGCACUGAACCUCCGGUCUGUCUGUGUUGGUGUUUGCAGAAAUCGUGUAUCCGGAUACCCCGUGGCGCAUGCUUGCUGCUUUGCGCCUGGCGAUUGCCGAGCGAUUCGUGUGAGGCGGGAGUCGCGGAGACGCGGUUGGGUUCGCCGGGUGAAAAGCCGUCUCUUCCGCCCCGCUUGUCAUGGACUGCAGUCGGGAUAGGAUGGCCGCGGUGGUCCCCGGGCAGUUCGACGACGCGGACUCCUCUGACAGAGGGUGUAUAAACAUGCCAGAACACUCUUAUGUCUAGUGAAAGCAUAGAAGUGAAGUCAAUUCAAGCAAAGGACGACAUCCUACUUAAAAACCUUCCGGAUGAUGUGACAGAGGUGAGGGGCGAAGGUGAGAUCGAUGAGGAAGACAGCUAUGAUUACGACAGUGAUUGGUACUGGGAUGAUGGAACUGGAAAACUCACCAAGGGCUGUACCCAGAAUGGAGGCAGUAACCCUCAGGCAAAUCGACAGACUUCUAACUACAAUUCAGCCAAAAUGUCUACUCCAAUUGACAAGUCCUUGAGAAAAUUUGAAAAUAAAAUCAAUCUAAAUAAACUGAAUGUUACUGAUUCUGUCAUAAACAAAGUCACCGUAAAAACUAGACAAAAAGAAGCAGACUCGUAUCGAGUUAAAGAUAAGGCCGACAGAGCAACCGUAGAACAGGUUUUGGAUCCCAGGACAAGGAUGAUUUUAUUCAAGAUGUUGGAUAAAGGAGACAUAGCAGAGAUCCAUGGCUGCAUCAGUACUGGAAAAGAAGCUAAUGUAUACUAUGCUAGCACAGCCAGUGGAGAGAGCAGAGCAAUCAAAAUAUACAAAACUUCUAUUUUGGUGUUCAAAGAUCGUGAUAAGUACGUAACCGGGGAAUUUAGAUUUCGUCGUGGCUACUGUAAAGGGAACCCUAGAAAAAUGGUGAAGACAUGGGCAGAAAAGGAAAUGAGGAAUUUAUCCAGGCUAAGUACAGCAAACAUACCAUGUCCAAAACCAAUCCGGCUAAAAAGUCAUGUUCUUCUCAUGGGCUUCAUUGGCAAAGAUGACAUGCCCGCACCACUUUUGAAAAAUGUCCAGUUGUCAGAAUCGAAGGCACGGGAGUUGUACCUGCAGGUCAUUCAGUACAUGAGGAAAAUGUAUCAGGAUGCUCGACUUGUCCAUGCAGAUCUCAGUGAAUUCAACAUGCUGUACCAUGGUGGAGAUGUGUACAUCAUUGAUGUUUCUCAGUCUGUGGAGCAUGAUCACCCACAUGCACUGGAGUUCUUGAGAAAAGACUGUGCUAAUGUCAAUGAUUUCUUUUUCAAACAUGCUGUUGCUGUGAUGACCGUUCGGGAGCUCUUCGAGUUUGUCACGGAUCCUUCCAUCACCCCUGAGAACAUGGAUGCUUAUCUCGAAAAGGCCAUGGAAAUAGCAUCCCAAAGGACCAAGGAAGAAAAGACUAGUCAGGAUCAUGUGGAUGAAGAGGUGUUCAAACAAGCAUACAUUCCCAGAACCUUGAAUGAAGUGAAAAAUUAUGAGAGAGAUGUGGAUAUAAUGAUGAGGUUGAAGGAAGAAGACAUGGCUUUAAAUACUCAACAAGAUAAUAUUCUAUACCAGACUGUCACAGGAUUGAAAAAAGAUUUGUCAGGCGUCCAGAAGGUCCCUGCACUCCUAGAAAGUGAAGCUAAGGAAAAGACUUGUUUUGAUUCAGAAGAUGCUGAAAGUUCCGAGUGCUCUGACACAGACUCUGAAGAGCAGGGAGAGAAUGCCCAGUGCAAAAGACACACUGCUGACCCUGACGUUGAUAAAAAGGAAAGAAAAAAGCUGGUCAAGGAAGCCCAGAGAGAGAAGAGGAAAAAUAAAAUCCCUAAACAUGUGAAAAAAAGAAAGGAAAAAACAGCCAAGGCCAAAAAAGGCAAAUAGAAUGCAGAGCCAUGUUGUGGACAUCCUCAGCUCCUUUGUGAACCUCAAGUAGAAGUUGUCGAUGUGAGGAUGGCUCCUUGACUAAAUCUUAGUCUUCUCCAUCUCACUGUUGGGGAAGACUGGGUGUGGUCAUGGGGCUGCCUUGAAAGCCCAAAGCCCGUAAUUCGGGAUCCAGUCACUGCCCUGCUUUUAAUGGAUUUAUUAAAGUACUAUUUUAAUGAA